Molecule: messenger RNA, 1746 nt
Organism: Hevea brasiliensis (rubber tree)
Lineage: Eukaryota; Viridiplantae; Streptophyta; Magnoliopsida; Malpighiales; Euphorbiaceae
Product: vacuolar protein sorting-associated protein 36
Exons: 9
Coding region: 50-1450 (466 amino acids)
Biological process (GO): protein transport to vacuole involved in ubiquitin-dependent protein catabolic process via the multivesicular body sorting pathway
Cellular component (GO): late endosome membrane; ESCRT II complex
Molecular function (GO): phosphatidylinositol-3-phosphate binding; ubiquitin binding
Source: RefSeq, a predicted model, not a curated record
CUUUAUUUAUUGUUACAUAACAUUUAUGUAAUUUACCCUGGUUCACCUGAUGACUUAUUAUGACCCACCUUUCCAUCUUCGUAACAAAAGAAGCAGUAGAAAGAAGAGGGUGGUGCAAAGAACAGAAGGCUCAAUGGCUAGCAGCAACAAUUUCUUCCCGUCAGCAUCUGUCACCAGCAGCGGCCGCCCAGUGUUCCUUCCCAACGAGAUUGAAUGCCAACUUCUUUCAGCCGUGGACCUUGAAUCUGAUGAUGGCCCCAGCUUCCCUUCCCUCAAAUCAGGUCUCCUCAUCCUCACCACCCACCGCCUCAUCUGGAUCCCUUCCAAUUCCUCUGCCCAUUCCAAUGCCAUUGCUAUCCCUUUGUCCCUCAUCACCCAUAUAUUCUCUUCCAAAAAAUCCAUCAAAUCCAUCUUUCACUCCCCUCGGAUUCGCUUCCAAGUCUCCUUGAAUUCCAAGAGCCUUGUUGUCACAGUGGUGGCCAGAGGGAAGGGGGAUUGGGAUGGGUUUUUGCCUAAGUUCUGGGAGAAUUGGAGGGGAAGGGCUUGGGAGACUAGUGCUGGGGGUUCCACUGCUGAUGGUUCUGUUACAACUUCGAUUUCUGGUACAAGUUCUAAUUCAGGUGGGUUUUAUUUAAAUGAUGGGUCAGUGAGAAUGGUGGGAUUGGCAGGGAUACUAAGGAAGGAACAGGAGAUGUGGGAGAGUACGGACAAGAGCUUACAGGAGGCUUUCCAAGACUUGAAUGCACUAAUGAGCAAGGCUAAAGAGAUGGUGAUGCUAGCAGAGAAAAUGAGGCAAAAGCUCUUGUCUGGCUCAAACUCGGAAACUAAUGCAGGUAACAAUGAGGAAAUGGGUUCUAAAGAGGAGAUGCAAGAUUGGUUGUUAAGCGUUGGUAUCAUAUCUCCUGUAACAAAAGAAUCUGCGGGUGCCUUGUAUCAUCAACAGUUGUCUCGACAGUUGGCAGAUUUUGUAAGAACUCCACUAGAAAGAGCUGGAGGGAUGAUCAAUCUUAUAGAUAUCUAUUGUCUCUUUAAUCGUGCUCGGGGCACAGAAUUGAUCUCACCUGAGGAUUUGUUGCAAGCAUGUACUCUAUGGGAGAAAUUUGAUGCACCAGUCAUGCUUCGAAAGUUUGAUAGUGGAGUCAUGGUCAUCCAGAACAAGUCCCAUAGUGACGAGGAGGUUUUUACCCGGAUCAAAACCCUUGUCACAAAGCCUGAUGCCCUCCAAGCUGGAAUAACUGCUAGUGAUGCUGCAAUGACUUUGGGUAUUGCUCCGGCUAUGGCUAAGGAGCAUCUUCUAACUGCUGAGAGCAGAGGUAUACUAUGUAGGGAUAUAAGCCCUGAUGGCUUUCGCUUUUACAUUAACCUCUUUCCUGAAAUCGAUUCUGAUGACAUGCACAUGGUGAAAGAUCAUGGGAUUUAUUCUCUUUGGGUUCGGGUUGUAUCUGCUUAGUAAAAAGGCGUUCAUUUUUUGCUUUGAGUUGGAAUGACAACGCGGUGUUGAGAUUUCAUAGCCAUUGGCAGAGUUGUUGGGUCCGUGGCUGGUAAGUGUGUUGUUUACCUGACAAUUUGUUUUAGGAUGCAGCUUUUAUUUUGAUCCUGGAAGCAAAAGUCAUAAGGCGCUAUUGUAAACGUUUCAAACAGCUGAAACAUUUAUUAUAUCUUGCUAGAACUGUUUUUUUACAAUUAUAAUUUAUUGUCAAACAUUUGGUAGUGUUGGUAAAAUAGAUGUCUUAAGAUUCCAAUUAA